Molecule: messenger RNA, 2061 nt
Organism: Caenorhabditis remanei
Lineage: Eukaryota; Metazoa; Nematoda; Chromadorea; Rhabditida; Rhabditidae
Exons: 8
Coding region: 1-2061 (686 amino acids)
Source: RefSeq, a predicted model, not a curated record
AUGUCAAAAUUUGUAUUCGUACUUUUGGCAGUCACGGCGAGUGCCGUCGCCCAGCAACAGGGUUUCGGCGGUCAACAGCAACAGCAAUGCGGUUUCAACGGUCAACAAAACGGUAACGGACAGUUCGGCGGUGUCUCCGGUGCUCCACAAGGAGGAUUCGGUGGUCCAACCGGAUCCCCACCACCAUUCCCACCACAAGGAUUCUCUGGUGCUCCACCACAACAGGGAGGUCAACAAGGAGGGUUCGGUGGAAACCAACAAGGCGGUAAUCAAGGAGGUUUAGGAGGACAACAGAACGGAGGAUUCUCUGGUGCCCCACAGCAACAACAGGGAGGAAACCAAGGAGGAUUCGGAGGACAACAGAACGGCGGAUUCUCCGGUGCCCCACAACAAGGUAAUGGAGGAUUCGGUGGAAACCAACAAGGUGGAAAUCAAGGAGGAUUCGGAGGACAACAGGGAUUCUCCGGUGCCCCACCACAACAGGGAGGCCAACAACAAGGCGGUAACCAAGGAGGUUUCGGAGGACAACAGAACGGAGGAUUCUCUGGUGCCCCACAGCAACAACAGGGAGGUCAACAAGGAGGAUUCGGAGGACAACAGAACGGAGGAUUCGGAGGACAAACCAACGCCCCUAACGGACAAGGAUCUCAACAAGGAGGAUUCCGCGGAAAACGCCAAUCCGAGAAUCGCGGAGGACAACGUCCAACCGGAUCCCCGCCAACUGGUUCACCACCAACCGGAAGACCUGAAGGAGGACGUCCACCACAUCAUGAGGGACCAAGACACGGACGCCCAACCGGAUCCCCACCAACUGGUUCUCCACCAACCGGUGUGCCACCAUUUGAGGAAGGACAAGGACCACGUGGAUCCCGUCCGACUGGCAGCCCACCAAAUGGUAGACCAUUGAGACAGAAGAGACAGGAACCAGGCAGUCCACCACCAAGACCAUCGGGAGCUCCUGGAAGCCCUCCACCACCACCUACUGGUUCCCCACCACCACCACCUACUGGUUCCCCACCACCACCACCACAAAACGGAGGAUCCCCACCACCAAGACCAAGCGGUGCUCCACCAAGCGGUGCUCCACCAACUGGAUCCCCACCACCACCACCACAAAACGGAGGAAGCCCACCACCAAGACCUUCCGGAGCCCCAGGAUCCCCACCACCACCACCAUCUGGUGCUCCACCAACGGGAUCCCCACCACCACCACCAAGCGGUGCCCCACCAGCUCCACGUGGAAAGAGACAAGCCGCUGAAUCCCCACCACCGCCACCACCACCAACUGGAGCACCACCUACCGGAUCCCCACCACCAAGACCUUCCGGAGCCCCAGGAAGCCCACCACCACCACCACCACAAAACGGAGGAUCCCCACCACCAAGACCGUCCGGCGCUCCACCAAGCGGUGCUCCACCAACUGGAUCCCCACCACCACCACCACAAAACGGAGGAAGCCCACCACCAAGACCUUCCGGAGCCCCAGGAUCCCCACCACCACCACCAUCUGGUGCUCCACCAACGGGAUCCCCACCACCACCACCAAGCGGUGCCCCACCAGCUCCACGUGGAAAGAGACAAGCCGCUGGAUCCCCACCACCGCCACCACCACCAACUGGAGCACCACCUACCGGAUCCCCACCACCAAGACCUUCCGGAGCCCCAGGAAGCCCACCACCACCACCACCAGCUGGAGCCUCAGGAGCCCCACCAACCGGAUCUCCACCACCACCACCACCGGCUGGAUCCGGAGCCCCAGGAAGCCCGCCACCACCACCAAGCGGUGCUCCACCAGCACCACGUGGAAAGAGACAAGCCGCUGGAUCCCCACCACCGCCACCACCACCAACUGGAGCCCCACCAACCGGAUCCCCACCACCAAGACCUUCCGGAGCCCCAGGAAGUCCACCACCACCACCAACUGGAUCCCCACCACCACCACCACAAAACGGAGGAUCCCCACCACCACCACCACCAUCGGGUGCUCCACCCACUGGAUCCCCACCGACUGGAUCUCCACCACCACCGAAGGGAUUCUUCGCCAAACUUUUCGAUUUCUAA